Molecule: messenger RNA, 3284 nt
Organism: Linum trigynum
Lineage: Eukaryota; Viridiplantae; Streptophyta; Magnoliopsida; Malpighiales; Linaceae
Source: the annotation of a GenBank genome assembly
CGAGAGCAAUAACUUAAUGCUAAUAAGUAACGCGUUUUCCAACAAAUAAAUGGCAAAGACAUUUCCUUCUUUUCUUUACGAUUUCGAUAGAAAACCAAAAGCAGAGCUAUUACCAAUGACCCAUUAAUUAAGAGCAUUAAUAAUUAAUAACGCGUUUUUAAACAAAUAAAAUGGCAAAAGACGUUUCCUAAUCCUUAUCUUCUUUACGGCUCUGCCCCAAAAGGGAAGAGAAAUAAAUGCUAAUUGUAAUAUUCCAUUCCAGGCGUGGACUCGCGCCCCAAAAUUACCCCUUUAAUUUUAUUAUUAUAUUAGUGGCAAGUACUUUAUGACCUGCCCUUUUUAUUUAUUUAGUCGUUAGAUAGUCAAAUUUUGUAUUAAAUGUCUAUUCCCUCCAUAAAACAACGGAUGACCUAUUGUCUUCUUCUCUAUGAAAUUGCAAUCCCUAAAAGCUUCUCGCCCCAUUCCCAGACUCCUCUUUCCCUCGGCAAAAACCCAUCCUCGCUGCAAAAACCCUCGGCAAACCCUCCCAAACCACACCACCCCCACACACAUCUUCUCUUGUCACAUGGCAGAAGCCGGCGGCGGCGAUAAGUGGGUCUGCCUCCAGCCGAAAGUGUGUUCGACAAGGCUCGGUUAUAAACCGCCGGAGGGAGAGGGUUUAUCUCCAGCGAAAGGCAACGAUGCCAAACAUAAAAGUCGAAAUCGCAAGAACUGGAUCCUCACUUCCUUUACACAGACAGUAGAAGGGGUUCCGCAUCUUGUUACAUAUCUCGAACAAUUCGUUGAUUUUACUCUCCUCAGGUAACCGAUCCCUGCGCAGCCAUGUUACCUUUUCGAGCUUUCAUUCAGUAUUCCGUCUCUGUUUAGCGAUUUCUGCUUCGAAUCCCCGAAAAGAGAGAAGCUUGAAUCAACUUUCCGAUUCCGCUGUCUUCCAUUCGUCGGCUGACUUAGCGAAUUCCCCUUUGAAUCAGGUCUUCAGAUUCGCACAUCUUCAACUUGAUUGAGCUCUUUCUCAAGAGGUAACCGCCAUCUUCUCUCUGCUUCGCUCUCUGGUUAUUUCCUGAUUUGGUUCCUUUGGGAACCCUAAUCUUUCUGCUUUUUCUUGCCAAGUUCUCUCUGUUGCUCCUCGUUUUUUCCUUCGGAUAUAUGCUUGUUGGAUUACGAUGCUAUUCCCUGCUCUGCUCCCUUCGAUUGCUCUCAUAAAUCUUAUCUUUCUGUUCAUCUUUGCAUCGUUAAUGGUGCCGAAGUUCUCUCUGUUGUUCCUCCGUCCCUAUUUGUUUCACUAUGCUGCUAUUUCCUGCUUUGGUCUCUUGGCGGAUCUCUGUCUGCAUCUGCAAAACCCUAAUAUGUCUUCCAUUCUCAUUACAUCGUGUCAAUGUUCUCUCUGUUCUUGGCUUGGUUUUCUUCCGAUUUCUGUUUCUUUGAUAUAUCUGUUGCUGUUCGAACCCUAAUAUAUUUGCUUCUUCUUGGCUUGUUAUUCUGUUCAGAUGAAUACUCCACAUCAGAUUGUCUAUCCCUUUGGAAUUGGGGGAGGAGUUGUUGAUAGGGUUAAUGCUCUCAUGACAACACCCCAGUUUCUGCAUGUUCUUGAAUCUCGCCAGCAACAGGAUAUCAAGUUUGAACUUGCGCUGGAAGUCAUUAGAGAAAGGAGGAUGGUACUCCAAGCCUUAGCAGCUGCUGAGGGAGAUCUUUCUCAUUACAGCGAAUUGGAGUCCAUUGGCAGAGAUGAGGCAGUGAUUCUCGGUUUGGACAAGAAGAACGAAUCCAUCCGUGCAUUGGUCAUGCAGAUCUACUUUCCAAACAUCAACUUGCAAGGAGAACCAGAUGGGCACUCACUCACCACUCUCAUGGCCAGCCCCACUUUUGGGCUUAUUCUGAACCUGCGCAAGGAGGGAUUGAAGUACCUUGUCGCCCUUGAUGUUGUCAGAGAAAUCAAAAGGACCAUCUUGGCUGCUUCAGUUAAAAAUAAUAUUUUUCAAGAAUACGCCAUGAUUAUCGAAGAUGAACAAUUUUUGGUGGAGCACACUGCUUCAGCCUUACGGCUUGAUUUGGUGCAUCGGGCUGCUAUGGAUGACUACAUUCCCUCCCUCAUGCCGAUGCUACCUGCUGUCCGCAUUCAGCCCGAGUCUCCUCAUAGUCUACCAGUCUGUGUUCCAGGACCAUCCUCAAUUCUUCCCAUCUAUGAUCCUCUCAUGCCUGCUGCUGCUUGUCGACCCCCACCAAUCCCCUUGCUCUUAAUCCAGUGCAGCAAUUCGUCAGCAUUCAGCCCGAGUCUCCUCAUAGUCUACCAGUCUGUGUUCCAGGACCAUCCUCAAUUCUUCCCAUCUAUGAUCCUCUAAUGCCUGCUGCUGCUUGUCGACCCCCACCAAUCAGACCCCUUGCUCUUAAUCCAGUGCAGCAAUUCGUCAGCAUUCAGCCCGAGUCUCCUCAUAGUCUACCAGUCUGUGUUCCAGAACAAUCCUCAACUAUUCCCAUCUGUGGUCUCAUGCCUGCUGCUGCGUGUCGACCCCCACCUAUCAGACCCCUUGCUCUUAAUCCAGUGCAGCAAUUCCCAGUUCGUAAGCCUUCAAAGCGACCUGAACCCCUUGCUGUCAAUCCGGUUGGAAAGCAGGGGGAAAACCCCGGCGGGUAAGGCUUCCCUGGAGCCUUGAUGACACCAGGAAGGUAAUCAAAGGAGUUGCUAAAUUUGGAAUGAGGUGGAAUAAGUGGAAGCUUAUAAAGAAUAAUAUGUUCAGUGAAGACAAUGAUCGAACUGAGCAGGAUAUCAAAGACAAAUGGUCGAAUCUGAGAUCUGCUACUAGUCCAGAUUCUGUAAGGAUCGGCGCCACAGCAGAGCUGACUGAGGAUGAUUGGGAGCUCAUCAAAGAACUCAAAAAGACGCUUUGAGGAUUAGGGAGAUUCAGCUGCUGUUUUUCUAGCUAUAUGGAGUAAGGAAUAUAAAACCAGGGCUUGUGUAGUCUGGAAUUUUCAUUGUUACAGAUCUCAUGGUUUUUUGUGUAGUCUGAAACUCGUUCACAGUGGACGAUCACAUGGCAGGCUGCAAUACUUUGAAGUUCUGUAGUUGACUCUCUUUUGUAAAAACUCGUAGAGAUGCUUUGAGAAUUAGGGAAAUCCAGCUGCUGUUUUUGUUGGUGUACAGAGUAAAGAAUAGAAAACCAGGUCUUGCGUAGUCUGGAAUUUUCAUUGCUACAGAUCUUUUCAUUUUCUUGUGUAGUCUGAAACUCAUUCGCAUAUGUUCUGAAAGAACACUGUUCCUGUCCUAGUAAUAAAUAAUACAUUGGUGG